This is a messenger RNA of Staurois parvus, 331 nucleotides long. The record is from the annotation of a GenBank genome assembly. NCBI's taxonomy places the organism in Eukaryota, Metazoa, Chordata, Amphibia, Anura, Ranidae.
CCCAUCAGUGCCACCUGUCAAUGCCCAUUAAUGCCACCUGUCAGUGCUCAUCAAUGCCACCUGCCAGUGCCUCACCAAUGCCACAUAUCAGUGCCUACCAGUGCACAUCAAUGCCACAUAUCAGUGCCCAUCUGAGCUGCCUUUCAGUGCCACCUAUCAGUGCCAGUCAGUGCCACAUAUCAGUGCUGCCAAUCAGGGCCACCUAUCAGUGGCAUGCCCAUCAGUGCCACCUAUCAGUCCCCAUCAGUGCAGCCUAUCAGUACCCAUCACUGCAGCCUCAUUAGCGCACAUCAGUGAAGGAGAAAAAUCACUUAUUUACAACAUUUUAUAA